UGCGCCCAACCUGUUUUUAACUAUUGGGCCCAAGAAAAUGGAAAUAGAAAAGAAAAAAAAAUUGAACCCGACGUGAAUCGAACACGCAACCUUCUGAUCUGGAGUCAGACGCGCUACCAUUGCGCCACGGAUCCGGUUGAAGUGAAAGGAGCUAUAACAUAUAUAUAUAGCAUUGGAGGUAUUGCCCAGUCACACCGUCACAAACUAUAUAAACACAAAAGAAAAGAGGUUUCCCGCCAAACACAACAAACUAAUCAACUCUGUUCGUUCUCUCUCUUUCUCUCUUGAAUUUUCCCGGAAAAUCAAUGGCGGAAAGUUCCGAAUUCAUUGAAAUGAACCUGUGGCCUCCUACGAAGUUCGCACCCGAUCGUCCUCCCCAAGAUCCGCCGGUGAAAUCAAUCCCGCGGCGGCGCCGAGUGGAUACGUGGGUGGUGUCGGUGCUGGUAAUCAUCCAAAUCGGUGUUUUCAUCGCCACCAUGCUCGUCAACGAUUGCUGGACCAAUUCUCACGGCGAUUGUGCUCUCCCUGCUCUCGGAAGGCUCUCCUUCCAGCCUCUCUCCGAGAAUCCCCUCUUAGGUCCUUCUCAGUCCAAGUUGGUUGAAAUGGGAGCUCUUCGAGGGAAAUUUCUGAGAGAGUAUCAUCAAACAUGGCGUCUUUUCACGUUUCCAAUUUUGCACGCUGGACUGUUCCACCUGAUCAUCAAUCUCUGCAGUGUGAUCUUUGUGGGAAUUCACCUCGAGCAGGAGUUUGGACCCUUGAGGAUAGGUAUAAUCUACACACUGUCUGCUUUUGUGGGUGCCUUGGUGGCUGCUCUUUUUAUCCAAAACACCCCAGCUGUUGGUUCUUCUGGUGCUUUGUUUGGAUUACUGGGAACAUUACUUUCCCAACUUGUUUGGAACUGGAAAUUUCUUACCAAAAGGAACUCAGCCAUCGCAUCAUUUGUCUUUGUCUUCAUGUGCAAUUUCCUUCUUGGCUUCCUGCCUUAUGUGGACAACUUUUCAAACAUUGGAGGUUUUAUAUCAGGAUUCCUUCUUGGAUCUGUUCUUUUGCUCAGCCCUCAGGUUCAACAAGUAGCUCCAAAUAAAGGUGAUCUCAUUGAUUAUGGUAUCACAAGUUACAUGAAGUCAAAGUUGAAGCAAAAGCUAGACAGACCAGUUCUGUGGAUUGUUUCUCUUAUCCUCUUCAGCCUCUUAUUGAGUGGUUGUCUUGUAGCAGUUCUUCAUGGAAUCAACAUCAGCAGUUAUUGCCCAUGGUGUCCAUAUGUUAACUGUAUCCCUUUCUCAAGCUGGCACUGCAAAGAGAGAGAAACAUAUUGCGAGACAAUGGUGAACAAUGCUCAUAUGACAAUGACCUGUACUGGGAAUGGCAACUUCAGGGUCUUUCCUUUUACCAACAUCUCUCAGGCAAGGAUCAAUGAUUUGUGCAACAUGAUAUGCUGAUGAACCAAGUUGCAGUUUCAAUGAUUCUUUUGCUGUAAUCAAAGAAGCAGUACCGAAUACACCCUUAGAAAGAUCAGAAGUGAUCAGAGCUGUAAUUGUACGUACUUGUAAAGAACUCAAACGUAGCAAUGGUAUAAUAAUACAGUAUGAUGAUAAUGCUGCAGUUGUCAUUGAUCAAGAAGGAUUUUCCCCAAAUUACCAGGAAAUGCUGGAUAGCUGUAGAUAUAUAGCUUCAUAUCUUACCAGG
Messenger RNA from Lotus japonicus, 1686 nucleotides. RefSeq names its product RHOMBOID-like protein 8. The transcript has 6 exons. Gene Ontology annotation, biological process: proteolysis. Gene Ontology annotation, cellular component: membrane. Gene Ontology annotation, molecular function: serine-type endopeptidase activity. Lineage: Eukaryota; Viridiplantae; Streptophyta; Magnoliopsida; Fabales; Fabaceae. Bases 306 to 1439 code for a protein of 377 amino acids. The record is from RefSeq and is a predicted model, not a curated record.